Owenia fusiformis is the source of this 341-nucleotide messenger RNA. NCBI's taxonomy places the organism in Eukaryota, Metazoa, Annelida, Polychaeta, Sabellida, Oweniidae. The record is from the annotation of a GenBank genome assembly.
UUUCUGUCAAAACCACCCCAAGAGGUCCUGACAAUAGGACAAUUGUUCAGCACCUGAAAAAUGGUUCGUUUUUUUGCCAUCAUGCCAAAUGUCUGAACACUAGGACAACAUCUAUCCUAUCAAGGUGUGAGUUCACAUGCAGCCAUGUUAUAUCUGUCAAAACCGCAUCAAAAGAUAUUCCACGGGCCAUAGCUUUUCCACCACUAUCAAAAGACCCACCAUUUCCACUUGCCACCAACAUGUUAACACAGUACAGAAAAGUCACCAAGGUGUUCCAGGUGAAUAGGACAUCCUUUGUUGUGGUUGGCGAAGCAAAUCAGACCAACACUGGUAAGGGAUAG